UAGUUAUCCUUUUUUUAACCUUGAAAUGUUUGAAAAGACAUUAACAGACUUAAUUCGCGGUAUUCGCACUAAUAAGAAAAAUGAGCAAAAAUAUAUUGCUGCUUGCCUACAAGAAAUUCGUCAAGAGGUUAAAAGUAAUGACCCUGACGUAAAAGCAGUAGCUAUUUCGAAGUUAACUUAUCUUCAAAUGCUCGGAUAUGAUAUGUCUUGGGCGUCAUUUCAUGUUGUUGAAGUUAUGUCCUCGGCAAAAUUCCUUCAGAAACGAAUAGGAUACUUAGCUGCUACACAAUCAUUUCGACAGGAUACUGAUGUGUUAAUGUUAACAACAAAUCUUUUGAAAAAGGAUCUUGCUUCAGGAAAUCAUCUUGAAGUAGGAGUUGCACUUAAUGGCUUAGCUCAUAUAGUAACACCAGACCUUGCUCGUGAUUUAUGUCAAGAUUUGGUUUCAAUGCUUAACCAUUCUCGUCCUUAUGUGAGGAAGAAAGUUGUUCUCGUUUUAUAUAAACUUUUCCUUAAAUUUCCCGAAGCUCUGAGAUUAAGUUUUCCAAGAUUAAAAGAGAAACUAGAUGAUCCUGAUCCAUCGGUUGCAUGUGCUGUUGUAAAUGUAAUAUGUGAAUUGGCAAGGAAGAAUCCAAAAAAUUAUUUAUCACUUGCUCCACAAUUGUUCAGUAUAUUAAAUACAUCGACAAAUAAUUGGAUGCUUAUUAAGAUUAUUAAAUUGUUUGGAGCAUUAACCCCACUUGAACCUAGACUCGCAAAAAAAUUAUUACCACCAAUUACACAACAUAUCCAGACAACACAUGCCAUGUCACUGUUAUACGAAUGUAUACAUACAGUCAUAACGGGUGGAAUGCUGAAUUUGGGUGGAAAUUCCGAUUCAUUGGCUGCUAUGUGUGUAAAUAAGUUGAGAAUAUUUCUGGAGGAUACAGAUCAAAACCUGAAAUAUGUUGGACUUUUGGCAUUAGCUAAAAUUCUGCCAACUCAUCCAAAAUUAGUUUCAGAACAUAAAGAUAUCAUUUUAAAAUGUAUUGAUGAUCCUGAUAUUAGUAUUAGAUUACGCGCUUUAGAUUUAGUUGUUGGCAUGGUUAACAAAAAAAAUUGUACGGACAUUGUCAAACGUCUAAUGUCUCACCUUUUACCAUCAAGUAAUUCUGAUCCCACAACAAGUUAUCCACCUCCAUCAACACUACUUGAACCCGCUUACCGGUCUGAUAUUAUAAAUCGUGUAAUAUACAUAUGCUCACAAAAUUCUUAUAGUAAUAUCACGAAUUUUGAAUGGUACAUUGCUGUCUUGGUUGAUUUGACUUACGUAAGUGGAGUAAAGGUUGGUGAAAUAUUAACUCAACAAAUAAUGGAUGUUGGUGUUCGUGUUAAAAGUGUACGACAAUAUUGUGUUAAGACUAUGCAACGAUUGAUUUCGGAUGCAAAUCUUUUAGAAAAUUGUAAGCUACCGGAUUCAAAUGCCGAAGUACUUUACGCCGCGGCAUGGAUCUCUGGAGAAUAUUGCAGUUAUUUGGAAAAGCCGAUCGAGACAAUAGAAUUUCUUGUUCAACCUGGCGUUACCAAGCUUUCGCAUAAUGUUCAAGCUGUGUAUGUUCACGCGGUCUUGAAAAUCUAUGCAUAUUGGGCAAAUAGUCUUGUUUACAAUUGGGAUGAUGAUGCUAAACAAGAAUUAAUACAGAUAACUGCUAAAUUGAAGGAUAAAAUUGGAAUGUUUAGUUCUUGUACAGAUUUGGAGGUGCAAGAAAGGGCAUAUAAUACACGCGAAAUAUUUUCUAUUAUCCAUCAAAAUUUGAUUAAUGAAGAGAAUGAUUUAAAAGAAAAUGGUUAUUCUUCCCAGAAAGCCCCUGCAAUAAUUACUGAGAUUUCACCUCUUUUCUUCUCUUUUGAGCUUAAUCCUGUCGCUCCUAAAGCGCAAAAGAAAGUUCCUGUACCGGAGGGACUUGAUUUAGACGCUUGGAUUAAUGAACCAUUACCUGAAUCAGAAAAUAAUGAGAGUGAAGAAGAGGAGGAAAGUUAUGGAUAUGGUUAUGGUCAAACAUUUGGUGGAAGUGGAGAUUUAAUAUUUUCAGAUGGCAAUGGUGCCACUGUCGGUAGAAGAAGAAGAAGAAAAAAUGGAAGGAAAAAUGGAUAUGAAAGUGAAGAUAAUGAAGAAAUUCGUGAAAAACGUCGCAACGAACGAAGAGAACGUAUCAAGAAUGAUCCAUAUUAUAUUAAUGUUGAUGAUAAAAGUCCAUUAAAAAGAUCAAGAUCUGAUGGAAGAUCUGAUGGAUUAUCUUCACGUAAAACCGAAGAAAUUGAUGUAGAUUCAAUACCGGUGGUUCGUUUAACUAUGGAUGAUUUCGAUUUCAAAUCAAAAAGAUAUUCUGGAAAAUCGAGAAAGUCAAAAGGAAGCAAAAAAGAGAAUCGACGAUCGCCUUCACCACCAUCAAUACCUCCGGUUAUUUAUACUGACGUUGGUGAAAUGCCAGAGAAUGCUACUUUAUCUGAUGAUGAAAAAGAUUCUAAGAGUAAUAAUAUUCGUCAAUCAACUUGGAAUAUGUCGGAAAAAAAUAAGGGUAUUCUAGAUCUUGAUUAUUCUGGUGUAUCUAGUGUUGAUUUAUCGACUCCCUUAAGAGAGGAUGAACAUUUCCCACAAAUGGCGAUUUAUUUAAGUCCCGAAGAAGUAAGGAGAAGAGAGGAGGAGAGAUCGAGAAAAUUAUUAGAAGAAAGAAGAGCUAAAAUGGCGGAAGAAGCUCGUUUUAAUAAAAACAAGAGUGAAAAACCCAAGUCAAAAUCUGGUUCUUCAAAAACUACAACAAAGACAUCAUCAAAGUCUGUAUCAAAAACUAAGGAGGAGGAACCUAAUAAAAAGAAGAAGGUUUCAAAGAAAAAGAAUACAGAAGAAACAAACCCCAAGAAAAAGAGUAAGAAAACUAGUCAGAAGAAAUCAAAGAAGAAGUUGGUUUCUGAACAAGAAAUAUCCGAAACAUCUGAAAACAUCCAAAAUAUGAGUGAAUCGAAUGGAAUCAAAAGAACGACAGCCAAGACUUUGUUAGAUACAGACGAUUUAUAUAUUUCUUAUAUAUUACAUUUAGGAACAACAACUGAAAUUACAAAUGAACCACCUACUCUUAUCGCUGAUUUCACUAUUCGAAGCAAUGUAUCAAAUAAAAGUUUAACCGAAUUAUCAUUUACUUUUGAAUCCACAUCGGACAUUCAAUUUGAUAAUGCAUUAUUAGAAGUGGGUGAAUUACAAAGUGAAGAACAAAGAGAGAUGACUAUUGAGUUUAGAGUUUUGGGAAUAGUAGGUGUGGGUUUAAGCGUAACAGGAAAUUUAGCUUACUCAACACAGUCAUCGGAUGAAGAAGAACCGACAAAUCACAAUAUACCUAUCAAACUUGAAUUACCGUUAUCAAUAUUUAUGCUUAAUAUUCCUAAAAUUACUCCAGAACAAUUUAAAACAACUGUCUCACAAACAUCAAGUUUCCCUUUCUCUGCUACAACUCUAAUUCAAUUAAAUCCAAGUGAUCGUACUUUUGAACAAAUGUUUCAAGACGAAUCAAUAAGAUUAACAACUAUAGCAACUGGAACACAUGUAGUUGAAGUAGUAUCUUCCGCAAUAACUGUUUAUGGUAAAAGUGUACAAGGGUAUCAAAUUGCAGGAUUAGCAAAAUUUUUUAUUGAUGAAUCGGGCAAUGAUAAUGCUAAAUUCAAUAUAAAGGUUGAACUUAAAUGUACGGAUCAAGCAUUUUUGGAUGGGUUAAUUAGAGAGAUAGAUAAUAUGUUUAAUGAAACAAUUUAAAGUAUAUUAUUAUCGUUUUUUUUGUUGUUAAUCGGUUAUUAAUUGGGUUAUUUUUAAUUGUCAUUAUUUAUUUUUAUUUUCAUUUUUACAUAUUAAUUAAAUUUGAGUCUUAAAAACCAUCCGUG
Rhizophagus irregularis DAOM 181602=DAOM 197198 is the source of this 3909-nucleotide messenger RNA. RefSeq lists its product as uncharacterized. Gene Ontology annotation, biological process: protein targeting to vacuole; intracellular protein transport; Golgi to vacuole transport. The record is from RefSeq and is a predicted model, not a curated record. Lineage: Eukaryota; Fungi; Glomeromycota; Glomeromycetes; Glomerales; Glomeraceae. Gene Ontology annotation, cellular component: endosome membrane; AP-3 adaptor complex; membrane coat.